This is a messenger RNA of Papilio machaon (common yellow swallowtail), 4287 nucleotides long. RefSeq names its product collagen alpha-1(XVIII) chain (gene Mp). Bases 454 to 3927 code for a protein of 1157 amino acids. The transcript has 26 exons. Lineage: Eukaryota; Metazoa; Arthropoda; Insecta; Lepidoptera; Papilionidae. The record is from RefSeq and is a predicted model, not a curated record.
GAAACGCUAUCCUCCAUUGUCGGGAGAAAGUCGCUUUUCGCAGUGCAUUUGCGUCGCUUUGGAAGGGCGGUCGCGUAAGCUACGGGCCACGUGCAACUCGACAACUUGCGCUUAGUUCUUCACGAACUGUGUGGGAGGCUAGUACGUUACAUGAAUUAUACGCUCGAAUGUCAUGCGCUUUAGAGAGCGCACUGCGAAAAAGCUUUUUUCGCUCGCGACCGAAUCAUGCGUGUGUGAGUGUUGAGACCACGUGAUUUUGACAGUAGCAACGUUUUAAUGCCGGUUAUUUGUGUAUUAACAACAGAGCUAUGUAUACUACAUAAUUGACGACAGUGAAAGUGUUUUAUUUUGCUGAUAACGAACGAAUACGAUGCAUUUUAUGAAGCAAUGACCGUUUGAAUUAGAAGAUAUCGCGAACAGGGUGACUGAAUUUUUUUGGCGCAUUCAUAAACCAUGGAGUUUUUACGGACCCUUUGGUGGAUUAUAUUCUUCAGUUCGACGACUUGCUCAGCCAACGAAGGACUAUUCGGAUCGAAAUUUCCAAACGACAUACCUGAGUACGAUUUGCUGCGAGCUAUCGGCGUGCCUUUCAGUAAUCCGAAGACGCAGUACUUCGAUGAGGGACUCGACGGAUUUCCUGCGUACGGCCUCAAACCGGGUUCAGAUAUCAAGUCACCGUAUCGACUUUUCAUGCCCGAAAAGUUGUAUGCCGAAUUCUCGAUAACUGCAACCGUUCGACCGGCGAACAAAGAUGGCGGCUUCCUCUUUUCCGUCGUUAACCCUUUAGAAACCGUCGUACAACUUGGUGUUCAACUAAUACCGUCAGGCCCGGGACUGACUAACAUAUCUUUACUAUACACAGACGCUAACGUAUACGCUUUAUCACAGACUAUAGCGUCAUUUGUGGUACCAUCGUUCGCUAAAAAAUGGAGUAGGUUUGGUAUGAAAGUUACCACAGAUAAUGUAACUUUGUUUUUAAACUGUCACGAGUUUGACACAUUGGCGGUAAAGAGGAACCCGCUAGAAUUGGUCUUUGAUUCGGCGUCGACAUUGUAUGUGGGACAGGCUGGGCCUUUGAUCCGGGGAGCUUUUCAUGGAGCGUUUCAAGAACUCAAGUUGUACGGAUCAUCUUCUCAAGCUGAAGUACAAUGUGUCACUACAUUUGAGGAGAUCGGUAACGGCAGCGGUGGAGACGAAAUUGACAUUGACAAUUUUUUGGUGGACCAAGAGGAGGGGGAUGCCGAGGGGUCCGGUCGCUAUGGUACCAUGCCGCCGCCCUUUCCGCCCCUACCGCCGGGACUAGACGGAUAUUCACCGCGACUGAGAGGAGAAAAAGGAGAUCGCGGACCAAGGGGGCCGCCUGGAGAAUCGAUCAGAGGCCCUCCAGGACCACCGGGACCUCCGGGCCCACCGGGGACCCCUGGGACAGUGCCAGUACACGAGUUUUCUGGAUCAGGAGAUGGCCAAAUCUUCGGGGAGCAUUAUGUGUCCCCGGGACAGUGCAGUUGCAAUGCGAGCGUAAUACUGUCACUGUUGGAAAAGGCUCCAGAGCUCCGAGGACCUCCCGGACCUCCCGGCAUGAUGGGUAUCGAAGGCAGGAUCGGUGCACCCGGCAUCGCGGGCCAGCCAGGGAUACCCGGUGAAAGAGGACCAGCGGGACUGCGAGGGGAAAAAGGGGAGAGGGGGGAUGUAGGACCACGCGGUCCUGAGGGUCAACCUGGACCUAAAGGGGAGCCGGGGGUGGACGGGAGAACGGGUAACCCGGGCCAACCAGGCCCACCCGGACCUCCCGGACCUUCGGACUAUAGUAAUUUCGAGGAAUCGCUGAUGGGAUCAUACGGCGGAGUUCUUGGUCGUCCCGGUGCGCCAGGACCUAAAGGCGAUGCCGGUCAACCGGGUCCAAUGGGGUUGCAAGGAGAAAGAGGUUUCACCGGGCCCAAAGGUGAACGAGGACAACCGGGUCAGAACGGAGCUAAAGGUGACCGCGGGCAUCCGGGCCCUCAAGGUGAUCGAGGACCUAAAGGAGAACGUGGCAGUCCAGGUCUCGAUGGCCGACCGGGCUUACCUGGGGCAAAUGGUCGAUCUGCUGAGAAAGGGGAAAAAGGUGAACGAGGUUUACCGGGCCCGCCUGGUCCACCCACACCGGCCGUCGAUAGUUUGACUGGACGCAGCGAACAUUUAUUCACUGGGCAACAAGAUAUACAACUGGAAAAAGGUGUAAAAGGUGAAAAGGGCGAAAAAGGGGCCCAAGGCAAUGAUGGUACUCCUGGGUUUCCUGGCAAAGAUGGGAAACCGGGUGAAAGAGGGGACAUCGGACCAUCAGGGAUGCCGGGAGUUGCCGGUCCUCCAGGUGUACCGGGACUGAAGGGAGAUAAAGGGGAGAGAGGACCUCCGGGGCCAGUCAGCGUCACAACAUCAGGAUCCGACAUAAUAACUAUAAAGGGAGACAAAGGAGAGCCUGGUCUUCGUGGAAGAAGAGGAAGGCCGGGCCCUCCUGGGCCUCGAGGACUCCAAGGUAUCCAAGGCCCUCCGGGAACCCCGGGACGGACAGGCGAAAAGGGAGAAAUAGGCCUCCCUGGGUGGAUGGGACGACCAGGAACACUUGGUCCCCCGGGUACACCUGGACCUGUUGGACCCAAGGGUGAAAAAGGGGAUCCUGGAGUCAACAUUCUCGAUGUCUCAAUGUUUAAAGGCGAGAAAGGAGAUCGCGGUGAAGAUGGAACGCCGGGUACCAAAGGCGAACAGGGGCCACCAGGUCCCCCUGGUACUUCAGGGUUGAGGACUGAAGCUGUGCAGUACGUACCUGGUCCACCAGGACCACCAGGACCUCCCGGCUCUCCAGGCGUAUCUAUCGUAGGACCAAAAGGCGAGCCAGGGCAAAGCUAUUACGAAGAAUAUCCAACUCACGGCAGCACCAAAUUUUAUGGAAAACCAACUUUUGGAACUACGGAAUCAAGGAGUCAUCAUGAAGAAAAUAAUGCGAAACCCGCUCCGACAGUACCAAGCGCUGCUGUAUUCCAAACUACUGAAGAAAUGAUGAGACUUGCGUCAACAAGUCCAGUGGGAGCACUGGCUUAUGUCACUGAGGAACAAGCGCUCUUCGUUAAAGUUAAUUCUGGAUGGCAAUAUGUUCUGCUCGGUUCGUUGGUGACACAAUCGGCCCCGUCGCCGCCCGCGCCAACGACGCCGACGCAUCUGUUGCCAGCUGCUAGCCUGGUCCACUUGCCCAUUCAUACCAAUUUAGUUGAGAAUUCCCCGCCUGCGACAUCACUAGGACCCACUUUACGACUCGCCGCCCUUAACGAGCCGCUAUCGGGCGACAUGCACGGCGUGCGGCGCGCGGAUUAUGCCUGCUACAGACAGGCUCGCCGCGCUGGAUUCAAGGGUACAUUCAAAGCUCUACUCACCAGUAGAAUCCAAAACCUAGACUCGACGGUGCGUUACUCGGACCGUCACUUGCCUGUAGUGAACACGCGGGGCGAGAUGUUGUUCAAGUCGUUCGCUGAGAUUUUCGAUGGUAGCGGUGGUCUCAUGUCUGGAGCGCCCAGGAUAUACAGCUUCAACGAUAAGAACGUAAUGGCCGACUCCAACUGGCCACAAAAGUUCAUAUGGCAUGGUUCAUACAUGAAUGGAGAACGUGCCAUGGAGACCUUCUGCGACGAGUGGCAAAGCAACGAUCCAAAGUCGCGGGGCAUGGCGGCUUCUCUUUACUCUCACAAGCUACUCAAUCAAGAAAGAUAUACGUGCAACAAUCAUUUCGCUGUGUUAUGUAUUGAAGCAACAUCACACGUUAGUAACAGAAGAAAAAGAAAUACACGAAGAUACAACGGUACAAGUUUAAUAGACGACGAGGAUUAUCUUUACAAUGCGGAAGAGUAUCAACAAUUAUUAAAUGACAUUUUUGCUCAACCCUAUAGAGAAAUUUGAAACUAGAUACAUGUUUACAAGUGUUCAGUGCUAGCUUAAAGAUAUAAUUAACAUUUAUUUGCAAUCAGACGUGUAAUUAUGAGAUUAAUUGAGUUGCUUAGUGUUCAAGAGAUUCCUAUUAAAGUUAAAAUUACGAUACUCAGAGUUUGGAAUAAAAACGUGGUACGGUAGAUGCUUGUAUGAUUUUAAAACAUCAAAUUUAUACAUUCUUAGUUUUAUAAUAUAACAUUCGAUUAUAGUUGUUUAAUUGAUAAAAGCAUAGUAUUUCGUCAUUGGUUGUAAUUAGUUGAAGAAUGCGAACGAAUUUCUUGUGAUAUGUAUUCCAAGAAUUUAAUUUGAGACUGUAAAUAUUGCUUUUAU